This is a messenger RNA of Coregonus sp. 'balchen', 11582 nucleotides long. Lineage: Eukaryota; Metazoa; Chordata; Actinopteri; Salmoniformes; Salmonidae. The record is from the annotation of a GenBank genome assembly.
AUGAAUCACAUAUUUAAUCCCAGCCUCUCCAGCCCCAGCCCCAGCCUCAUCAGGCACAAGGAUGAGCUGAGUCCGUACUAGGCCUGUCUGUGAAUGUGAACCAGGGUCCUGGCGAUAGUAUCUGCAGCUUUUCAGCAGGCAGUCUGGCAUGGCGGCCCUGGCGGGGAGCGGAGGGCAGGCAGGGGAGAAAGAAGUGAAAGCCUUUGAGGACAGAAGAGAUACCCAUACAGUGAGGUAUCUGUGCAAGUUUUGUAUGAGUGGUAGGACUAACCCCAGCAGUUAAAUGAAGCCCGUCUAAAGGAGCACUUCUCCUGGCUGCGUCCCAACUGGCACCCUAUUCCUAUAUAGUGUGCACUACUUUUGACCAGGGCCCAAAGGUAAUCCAUAUAGGGCUCUGGUAGUGUACCAUGUAGGGAAUAGGGUGCCAUUUGGGAUGCAACCCUGGCGUUAAACUACUCUGUUGAAGGGAGAGCCUUCCCUUUCUCUUCCCCUACCUCAACAACCUCAACAUCACCUGGAUGGCAGCCAAGGGGGGGGGGGGAUAAGAUGAAACGUAAUCUGGUUGAAGAUAUGGCUUUGUUUACGGUGACGGACAGAGGCAAUCUUCCUCCUCUUUCCCUGAUCUCUCGUCUUCUUACUCUCCUCUCUCUUUCUCGAUCGCUCUCUCUCGAUCCUCGAUUCUACUCGCGCUCCUCUAUCUCGCUGACUAUAUCUCUCUCGCUAGUUCAAAUCGCAGUCAAUAUGCGCGGUUCCCUCAGUCUCGCUAUACUCGCUGCUACUCACUCUCUAGACUCUCAUCUCUCGCUCCUGAUCUCUCUCUCUAUCUCGUCUCUCUCUGCUAUCUUCUCUCUCUCUCUUCUCUUCUCGUCUCUAUCUCUCUAUCUCUCUCUCUCUCUUCUCUCUCUCUCACACACACUCUCAUCUCUCCAAAGCAGGAGAAGAGAAGUGAGGAGAGGUGAUGAGUUGGUCAGCAGGAAACACUCAGAGCCGUAGUGAUGUGUAAGGUGCCAGCUUUUCAAAUACAGAGGGGCAGGAACAGAAACCAGUCUUAGACAUUUUGUGGUUAGAUCUCUCAGAAAUAAAACCACAAGCUAUGCUAUGACAAAUGAUGUUCCGAUGGAACUGGAAAAAGCAAAACUGUUGAAGGUAACAUCUUUCCAUCCCAGAAAACAUAUGCAUGUACAGUAUAUUUUCCACAUCUGGUACAGAAAAAGGAAAGGGUUACAGGACUGUAUGUGAGCCCUCCUCAAAGAAAGUUUCUGUCUCUUACGAAACUUAUUUCUCUCCCCUCCAGUCUGUCCGGGAAGAGGGGGGCACCCCUCCAGAAAAGGAGCAACACGCCCCCAACCCCCCGCGAGCAAUUCCUUCCCCCCCCGCGCUCACACCCCGAGCGAAAGAAACCCAAAAGAGAGGAAAAAAAAAAGCAAAUCCCCCCUAGCGGGGAACAAAAAAACCCGCUCUCAACCCCCCCCCGCACAACACCCUCUCGUCAACCCACCUCCAACCCACCUCGUCAACACCCCCUGCUCAACCCCACCCCCUCGUGCCACAACCCCUCUCAAUCCCCCCCUCUCUUUCCACACCCCUCUCUCAAUCCCCCCCUCUCUUUCCACCCCCUCUCUCAAUCCCCCCCUCUUGUCCUUACCCCUCUCUUUCCUCACCCCUCUGUCUCUUCUGUCUCUCUUCACCAUCCACAGGGAGCCAAAGCCUGUUUCCUGCGAGACAUCCCCUUCUCAGCCAUCUACUUCCCUUGCUAUGCGCACGUCAAGGCCUACAUGAGUGAUGAGGAUGGGAGGAUUGGACCAGGCAAGCUGCUGUUCUCAGGGGCCAUAGCGGGUAAGAUACCAUGUGGUUCAGACCCAGGGUCUUUUGAGAAUUGUCUGUCGCUCUCCCUGGUUCCUUCUUUCUGUUGGUCUCUCCCUCUCUCUCUCUGUCUCUGUCUCGAUCUCUCUUUCGCUCGGCCUAUAUGAUAAAGUAUAUAUAUAUAUAUCCCAAAACUUCAGGACAAACAAAUAAUACAAAAAAUUGAUUUUUCAACCAUAUUGGUCAAUGACGAUACUGUUAAAACGUUGUCACUAUCACAUGUUUAAUAAGGAACCAUUCUUGGGGAAGCAGAAAACCAUGCGUGAGUGUCCCAGGUGGUCGGUGAGCCACCACAUGGGCCCCUGCUCCAUCCCUCUAUCCUCCAUUCCUCCAUCCUUCCUCCAUCCUCCAUCCCUCCAGCCUCCAUCCCUCUAUGUUUCCUUUCCCUCAUCCAUCCUUCUAACCCUCCAUCCCCCAUCCAUCCAGCCUCCAUCCCCCUAUCCCUCCCAACCUCCUGGCUCCAGGCCUAGGGCCCCAGUAGACGCCGGCGACCGCAGGCUCCAUCGUGGUCGUCCCUAAUUAGAGUGCUCAGUGAUUGGCUGGGGGCUGGGGUUUGGAGCUGAGCGCUGAGGGAGAAGACAGAGCCCAGAGAGAGAGACCGCCUGCCUGCCUGCCAGCCAACAGGGUCAGGAUGGGAUGGGAGACUUUCCACUGCUAACAUAUAGGUACUGGCAGCCUGAGCUGUGUUCCAAAUGGCACCUUAUUCCCUACAUAGUGUGUUACUUUUGACCAGGGCCCAUUGGGUCCAUAGUCUCUCUCUCUGGGCCCAUAAGGCUCUGGUCAAAAGUAUGGAAUAGGGUGUUAGUUGAGACACUGCCUGUGUGUUAGGAGUGUUAAGAGUGAGGCGCUGAGGGAGGAUGGGGAGCGAUGUCGGCCAUAAACAGAUCUCACAAUACUGGAAACCCGGAGGAAAGACUUCCAACAGUUUUGAUCCACAGUCUUCCAGGUCUAUUUCUCCUCUUCGUACACUAAAAUAUGAUCUGGAGCGAGUGUGUAGGUUUAAUAUUUUUUAUUUGAGUGGGUUUGUCUUAAAGCAAACAGCUUAUAAAAAGGCGAGCGCGGAAGCCAAGCCAGGGUGGUUUGGAACGUCACAAGAAUAGGAUUAAUAUUUAUUUUGAAUCCUGAGGGAUAUGUCGGUCAGUACUGUAGUUCUGCUCUUCAGCGCUGAGUGAGCGGCUAGCACAACGCUUCAUGGAAAAGUCAUAUAAAUCUAAAAAGACAUUCCUACUCCCAACUUAUUUUGGUUAUUCCCCCGACCGGGUCCGGAAGCUAUGGUUUACAAACCUGAAAUGCAGUUUAUGAUUUUGCAUUUGCUCAUAGCAUUUAUCACUCCUUUCUACAUUUAUCAGCGGUGAAGCCUUUUGGCAAUUAAAGCUUUACAGUCGGCGCAGGAAAUUUAGUUACACGCUCAGUUUGGGCGGCAAUUAUUGUGCCAACGCAGAACCCCCAUGAUCGGACAAGAUCCACACUGAAGCAUGGGCAGCGAAUGAAGCUGAGGAGAGGAGAGAGCGACGAGAGACGAGAGCGAGAGAUCGCGAGAGUCGCGAGAGGACAGAGGGAGAGAGAGAGGAGAUAAGAGAGAGAGAGAGGCUCUCUCUAUCUCUCUCUCUCUCCUCUAUCUAUCUAUCUCUCAUCCCCUCUUCUUCUUAUCUCUCUCUCUACUCUCUCUCUCUGUCUGUCUUUCUCUCUUUUCCCUCUUUCUAUUCUCUCUCUCUCCGCCCCUCUUUAAUAUCUUUAUCUCCCCUUUCCUCUCUUCAAUGGCUGGAGAGGAAUAUGGUUUCUACUGAGGUAGCUUUGAGAGGAAGAUUUAAGACUGCUCUCCAUUCCUCUCCUCUCCUCUUCUCUUCUGUGAAGUACAUCAGUGCAGGUGGUCUCUCCAGCUCUCACAGUGGCAGUGAGUGAGUUGAUCAGUGGUUGAAUUUAAUGGCUCGUGUAGCUAGAAGGUCUGUGUGACUGGCUGGUGAAGAGGCCGGUGAUGGUAAUGACUGUGCAUGGCGAUCGAAAGCAGCCAUUGAUGAUUGAGGCCAUUCAUAGCUGAAGUGGCUGGAGAGGGCUGCCCGUAUGGGGCCCCCAGUCACCAGUCACCAGUCACUGGCACGUGGGCCGCCUUGUGGGUCCUUCUCAUUACCAGGUAUUGUCUAUCCCUCCAAUUUGAGGGGGGAAACCAUGAAGCUCCAAUGCAGUUUAUUUAUUUAUUUUUCUGAUCGUAAACAACCUUCUGUACGUAUCACUGGUUCUCAUUCAGAUUACUCAAAUUCAACUACGAUUGAAUUAUGUUUUGAAAGAGGCACAAAAGUAUACCAAUUAUUACCUUUGUAUAACCCAACAGCAGUAACGUAUUCAUUCAGAUUCAGCAGUGAUAGUGAUGCAGAAUAGCAUAACCACUACAUUCACAUCCAGUACUAAUAUCAAUCAGUCAAACUUUAUUAAUAGAGCACAUUUCUCACAGGGGAUGCAUUUCAAAGUGCUUAACAAAUAUAAUAGUAAAAGGUGAAUGAAUAAGUACUGAAUCAGAUGACUGCCUGUGUGUGAUUGCUGAGUGAGGCGCUCUCUCCUUAGGCAUGCCCGCGGCCUCCCUGGUGACCCCGGCCGAUGUUAUCAAGACCAGGCUACAAGUGGCGGCCCGUGCCGGCCAGACCACGUACAACGGUCUCGCUGACUGCUUCUGGAAGAUUCUGAAGGAGGAGGGACCACGAGCAUUCUGGAAAGGAGCGGGAGGUAUCACCACAUUUUAUUAAUAUCUGAUAAUGAUGAUGACGUUGAUGACAAUGAUGAUGAUGAUGAUGAUGAUUUUAAUGACUAGGAUGAUGAUGAUGAUGAUAAUGCUGUUAAUGAUGAUGAUGAUGAUGAUGAUAAUGAUGAUGAUAAUGAUGAUAAUGAUGAUAAUGAUGAUGAUGAUAAUGAUGACGACGAUGAUGAUAAUGAUGACGAUGAUGAUGAUGAUGAUGAUGAUAUAAAUGACAGAUUUAGUUUAUUUAUCUGUUAUUACAUAUCUGUUAACACCUUUUUCAGCUGUAUUGUUGUUAUUAUUAUCUAGAAAGGUCCACUGAUGUGGCGUGAUUAUGUAGAUUGCUUUAGGUCUUAUUUGACUCUGUCGUUGUUUUUAAUAACCAUAUUCCACUAUUAUGUUAAAGUGUACCAUGGUAAUCUCUAGCUAACUUGCAACUGUUUUUAACCCUUCAUACAACAAAGUGUUUAGUUUGAAAUCCAAAACCUGUUUUGUGCCAACAUUUCACUCCUUGUACUAUGUGUUUGGCAUGAUAAGAAGAGGGAAGGAGUGGAAUGUUAACACAAACAGACUGGUACCCAGGCUACAGUGGUGUAAUAGUGAAAUAGUGUUAUUGAGCGUUGUGGUUUCUCCCUUUACCAUAGCCCGAGUGUUCCGGUCCUCGCCCCAGUUUGGGGUCACCCUGGUGACCUAUGAACUCCUGCAGAGGUGGUUCUACAUUGACUUUGGCGGACAGUAAGUCAGAACUCCUUCCUCUCCUAAUCUUAAACUGAAUGACAUGAUCCUGGCCCGUAUUCAUAAAGUGUCUCAGCAUAGGACGGCUGAGCUAGGUUCCGGUCCCCCUCCUGUCCAUAUAAUGUUAUUCAUUACUAUAAAAAAAUUGAUCCUUUAUCAGCACUCCUUUUAGAAACUUAAUGAAGAAAUGCAGCCUGCGAAGUCGAAUCAAAUCAAAGUUUAUUGGUCGCGUACACAGAUUUGCAGGUGUUAUAGCGGGUGCAGUGAAAAGUUGAAUGUCUCGCAAAUACAAUGUAAAUAAUCCAAAAUAAAUAACAAUCCAAGUAGAUAUAUUAGAGUGAGCACCUGUCAGAAUCCAGAAUAUAAAUGCGUGGUGUGUAUAGAUGGUAUAUCAUUUGGAAGAAAAUGGUAUCAUCAGUAUAUUUCCUUUUCCGGAGUUAGAGAUAAAAAGAUUUCGUAGAGGGGAAACCGAAUUUCCAAACGCAUGAAUUACUGUUUUACUAGGGGGCGAGAGCUGUGUGUGUGUGCUGUGAUACAGGCCAUUAUUAUUUAAAAAAUAUAUAUAGUUAACCUUUAUUUAACUAGGCAAAUCAGUUAAGAACAAAUUCUUAUUUACAAUGACGGCGUACCCCGGCCAAACCCGGACGACGCUGGGCCAAUUGUGCGCCGCCCUAUGGGACUCCCAAUCACGGCCGGAUUGUGACACAGUCUGGAAUUGAACCAGGGUCUGUAGUGACGCCUCUAUUACUGCACAGUAGUAGGUAUAUUAGGAUGAGCUAUGUGGAGAAUACAGUAGAAACAUACACAGUGACUAAACAACAGUAUAGAAACAGAAGAGAUUAUGAUCAGAGGUUAAGAUCACUUUUAUUGGUCAAUUGCACACAAGGUACAACCAAAAUUAGCUUUUAACUCAACACCUCCAAAAGACACAGACACAUGCAUACAUACAUACAGUGCAUUCAGAAAGUAUUCAGACCCCUUCCCCUUUUCCACAUUUAGUUACAUUACAGCCUUAUUCUAAAAUGAUUUAAAUAAAAAAAAACAUUGUCAAUCUACACACAAUACCCUAUAAUGACAAAGCGAAAACAAGUUUUUAGAUUUUUUUGCAAAUUUAUUGCAAAUGAAAUAAAGAAAUACCUUAUUUACAUAAGUAUUCAGAUCCUGAAUGUCAUAUUUCAGUUUUUUAUUAAACUGAAAUAUAUUUUUUUUAUUAAACCUGUUUUUGCUUUGUCAUUAUGGGGUAUUGUGUUUAGAUUGAUGAGGAAAAAACUUACUAUUUAAUCCAUUUUAGAAUAAGGCUGUAACGUAACAAAAUGUGGAAAAAGUCAAGGGGUCUGAAUACUUUCCAAAUGCACUAUAUAGAGGUUUUGGAGAAGUGUGGGGUCUGCCACACUGGGUGCCUGGGGAGCUGAUAUUGUGGGGGGUUAAGUGCCUUGCUCAAGGGCUUUGAUUCCGCCAGAUUUUUCCAGUUGGACCCGGGAUUCGAACUGGCAACCCUCCGGUUGCUGGCUCGCCUUCCUAACCGCUAGUCUAUCUGCCACCCCAGAAUAUGAGGCGUUCAAUUACUCUAUAUACAGUCGUGGUCAAAAGUUUUGAGAAUGACACAAAUACUAAUUUUCACAAAGUCUGCUGCCUCAGUUUUGAUGAUGGCAAUUUGCAUAUACUCCAGAAUGUCAUGAAGAGUGAUCAGAUGAAUUGCAAUUAAUUGCAAAGUCCCUCUUUGCCAUGAAAAUGAACUUAAUCCCCAAAAAACAUUUCCACUGCAUUUCAGCCCUGCCACAAAAUGACCAGCUGCCAUCAUGUCAGUGAUUCUCUCGUUAACACAGGUGAGAGUGUUGACGAGGACAAGGCUGGAGAUCACUCUGUCAUGCUGAUUGAGUUAGAAUAACAGACUGGAAGCUUUAAAAGGAGGGUGGUGCUUGAAAUCAUUGUUCUUCCUCUGUUAACCAUGGUUACCUGCAAGGUAACACGUGCCGUCAUCAUUGCUUUGCACAAAAAGGGCUUCACAGUCAAGGAUAUUGCUGCUAGUAAGAUUGCACCUAAAUCAACCAUUUUUCGGAUCAUCAAGAACUUCAAGGAGAGAGGUUCAAUUGUUGUGAAGAAGGCGUCAGGGCGCCCAAGAAAGUCCAGCAAGCGCCAGGACGUCUCCUAAAGUUGAUUCAGCUGCAGGAUCGGGGCACCAACAGUGCAGAGCUUGCUCAGGAAUGGCAGCAGGCAGGUGUGAGUGCAUCUGCACGCACAGUGAGGCGAAGACUUUUGGAGGAUGGCCUGGUGUCAAGAAGGGCAGCAAAGAAGCCACUUCUCUCCAGGAUAAACAUCAGGGACAGACUGAUAUUCUGCAAAAGGUAGGGGCAUCCGGAAAACACCUUGUCCAGAGAAGACAAGGUGAGCGCUACCAUCAGUCCUGUGUCAUGCCUACAGUAAAGCAUCCUGAGACCAUUCAUGUGUGGGGUUGCUUCUCAGCCAAGGGAGUGGGCUCACUCACAAUUUUGCCUAAGAACACAACCAUGAAUAAAGAAUGGUACCAACACAUCCUCUGAGAGCAACUUCUCCCAACCAUCCAAGAACAGUUUGGUGACGACCAAUGCCUUUUCUAGCAUGAUGGAGCACCUUGCCAUAAGGCAAAAGUGAUAACUAAGUGGCUCGGGGAACAAAACAUCGACAUUUUGGGUCCAUGGCCAGGAAACUCCCCAGACCUUAAUCCCAUUGAGAACUUGUGGUCGAUCCUCAAGAGGCGGGUGGACAAACAAAAACCCACAAAUUCUGACAAACUCCAAGCAUUGAUUAUGCAAGAAUGGGCUGCCAUCAGUCAGUUUGUGGCCCAGAAGUUAAUUGACAGCAUGCCAGGGCGGAUUGCAGAGGUCUUGAAAAAGAAGGGUCAACACUGCAAAUAUUGACUCUUUGCAUAAACUUAAUGUAAUUGUCAAUAAAAGCAUUUGACACUUAUGGAAUGCUUGUAAUUAUACUUCAGUAUACCAUAGUAACAUCUGACAAAAAUAUCUCAUAACACUGAAGCAGCGAAAUUUGUGAAGACCAAUACUUGUGUCAUUCUCAAAACUUUUGACCACGACUGUACAUAGGACAUUAGUCUCAAGGUGCGGGGCAAGUGAUGGCUGUUCAACAGUAUGAUGGCCUGGUGAUAGAAGCUGCUUCUUAGUCUUUCGGUCCCAGCUCUGAUGCACCUGUAAGUGUCUUACCACAUGAUAAGACUGAGAAAUCCAGAAACGCAAAUGUCAUAGAAAUGUCCAGUCAGAAAUGAUAGCUUCUACUGACAGCUGCUGUGUGAAACAAAAUGAUGGUAAUUUCUAGCACCACUUUUCUACCAACCUUUCAACAGAGGGAGAGAGAUGUGUAGUUUCACAAAGAACACCAUAGGGCUCUGGUCAAACGCAGUGCACUAUAUAGAGAAUAGGUUGCCAUUUGGGAUGCAGACCAUUACUUGGUGGGAUGGACGUAACAUUUCCUAAACUACAGGGCUACAGAGUGUGAAGCAGUGCAGAGAGAAUCACUUUGACUUGGGCUCUUUCUCCUUUCAGCUUUUUGGGUUAAAAUGAGCUAAUUUUCCCUGGCGGAGCAAAUUGGUCACUCUUUAGAAUGCACUUUUCUAAUGUUCCAUUGACCAAUAAGAGACAGAGACAGGAGGGUAAGGGGGAGGCUGUUAGGAUACAUUCCAUAUACAUUCCAUUCACUAUUAAACUGUACAUAUAGUGGUAUUGACAGAAUGUUGUCAAUACUAUUAUACUCUACUUAUAGUGGUAGCGACAGAAUAUUGUCAAUACUUUACACUGUACAUAUAGUGGUACUGACAGAAUGUUGUCAAUACUUUAUAUAUAGUGCUAUUGACAGAAUAUUGUCAAUACUUUAUAUAUAUUGUUACUGACAGAAUGUUGUCAAUACUUUACUAUAGUGCUAUUGACAGAAUGUUGUCAAUACUUUAUAUAUACUGUUACUGACAUAAUGUUGUCAAUACUUUACAUAUAGUGCUAUUGACAGAAUGUUGUCAAUACUUUAUAUAUAGUGUUACUGACAUAAUGUUGUCAAUACUUUACAUAUAGUGCUAUUGACAGAAUGUUGUCAAUACUUUAUAUAUACUGUUAUGCAUAAUGUUGUCAAUACUUUACAUUAUAGUGCUUUUUGACCCGAAUGUUGUCAAUACUUUAAUUACUGUACUGACAUAAUGUUUCAUACUUUACAUUGGGAAACGAAUCCAAACAAAUAGUUUCGCAAGUGUCAUGCUUACAUAAUGAUUACAGGGAAUACUGACAUAUACUGUGUACUGACAUAAUGUUGUCAAUACUUUGGGGCUAUUGACAGAAAGCUGGAUCAAUGACUUUAAUAUAGUGUUCUGAAUAAAUUUUGUAAUACUUUCUAUGUGCAUACAAAUAUAAACUUAAAUUUAGGACAUGAUGUUAUCCAAACAACAAUAUAUUAAAGUUGUCAAUACUUAAUAAAACCAGACAAAUUUUAAAAUACUUUAUAUAGGACUUUACAGCAUUGGGUCAAUACUUAAUUUAGGGUUAUGCAAACCUAUGUUACUUAAUAUCCAACAUGCUAUGUGAGAUGUUGUCAAGUACUUUUUUGUUCAAUGUGAAAACAUUAUGCAGAUGCUUUUUAGGGCGCUUGUAGUGAGUGCAAAAUUUUCCUGCCCUUCCGUUGGAACAGAACCCAACUGGGGAAGGAUGAAAACCAUGUGGGAUGAUCAUUAUAGUCUAGGUUCCAGACUCUGGGGAGCCUUUCCGCCAACAGAUCAAAUUUAGUUGAACUGCUUAAUUAUCUUAAUUCUGACAUAACUGUCUCUUAACAGAAAAUAGACUUGAAAUCGCUGGUAUAAUUAACUCCACAACCAACAACUCAUAUUCAAGUUUAGCUUACUUAAUAAACCAGAAAAUCAAGAGAUACUGUAUAUUGGACUGUUUACAGCCCAUUGGAAAGUCAAAAAAACUCAAUUUAGUAUGCAAAACCCUAUGUACUGUAAAUAUCCAACAUGCAUUCUGUGUAGUCUUCACAGACUUUGUUUUGUUCAAUGUGAAAACAGUACUGUCGAUGGGUUUUUUUUUGUAGUGGUGGGUUUGAAAUAUGGUUUCCCUUUUCCGUAUGGAAAGAUAUCACUGAAGGGAGUAUGAAACCAUUGUGGGAUAUUCAUUUAUUUCUGGUUCCAGUGCUCUGGGGAAAAAUAGCCCUCUCGCCCAGUCUUAAUAUUCGAUUAGAAUGUUAAAUGUUUUGGGUGCUGUGGACAAUGUUUAAUAUAAAACUUUGCCUCUCGCCUAUCUCUCCCUUCUAGACGGCUAUCUUCGAGCUAAAUGAAACGUAGCCAUAUAUCUCCUAUCGCUCCUCUCCUCAUUCCUCUCUCUCUUAUCUCUCGCUCUCUCUAUCCUCCUCUACCUCCUUAUCCUCGCCUCUAUAUCUCAUCCCUCCUUUAUCCUCGCCUAGAUAUCGUCUCACCUCCCAUGCCCUCAUACCUCACUCGCUCAUCGUCCCUCCCCACUCUCUCUCCACACCACAGAAAGGCCGUCUGGCUCGGAGCCGACUCCUCCCAGUCCCGGAUCAGCCUGCCGGCGCCCCCAGCCCCGACCACAUCGGAGUUUCAGGUUGGCCGUGGCCACAAUUUCGCUGGGCCCCAUCGAGAAGCCAAAUUUGGGACCUCCACCCUCCCAAAGAUACAACGUACAAGUAACCCCCCCAUCCAAGGAGGACACCCCUUGAAUUGAAUCCCCUCUGCCCACCCAUAGGGGGCAGAAUAGAGCACACGUGCAAUCGUUACAUCCUCUCCCUCCCACCCCCGCCCAGUCGAGCACUUGGAAUAUUCCAGCCGAAAGAGAAGCACAUUCUGAGUAGUAUGAUUUGCCUCUCUAGGCUUUAAAGAGAAGGAAUGUAUCUAUGUUUUAGUUUAUAUUAUUUUUUCUUUUUAAACCUAUUAUGAUCUUCUUGAAACUACCUUUAUACGUCAUGGUCUAGAAAUACAAAUAAGUUGGUUUAGCUUCUGUUUUAGUCUCAGCUACCCGUAAAGAUGACUUUUUAAGUCAGUCUUAUUGUGAAGAUCAAGCAAUAUCUACAGUACUGACAAUGUGUGUCUAGAGUAGUGUUGUUAUAGUUUGUCUUUUCAUACAGUAAUAUGCACAGUAGUGGAGGGGCUGGCCAUGUCUUGAAUUAGACCUGGCUGCUUCCUUUCAUUACAUCAUCACUAAGGCCGGGACUCAUUCAAAAGUGCAUUGUCAACAAGUGCGUUGCACUUGCUUUUAAAGGUAAUUUACACUUG